This is a messenger RNA of Rhodamnia argentea, 1386 nucleotides long. RefSeq names its product agamous-like MADS-box protein MADS2. The transcript is spliced from 8 exons. Gene Ontology annotation, molecular function: RNA polymerase II cis-regulatory region sequence-specific DNA binding; DNA-binding transcription factor activity, RNA polymerase II-specific; protein dimerization activity. Gene Ontology annotation, biological process: positive regulation of transcription by RNA polymerase II. NCBI's taxonomy places the organism in Eukaryota, Viridiplantae, Streptophyta, Magnoliopsida, Myrtales, Myrtaceae. The coding region runs from base 372 to 1115 and encodes 247 amino acids. Gene Ontology annotation, cellular component: nucleus. The record is from RefSeq and is a predicted model, not a curated record.
UCUCUCUCUCUCUCUCUCUCUCUACACCUUUUGGGCUUGUCUUGUUCAUCUUGAUCUGGGGUUCACUGUAUCGUUUUCUCUGGUUUUUCACACAUUUGGGUUCGUUUGGGGUCUGACCAAGGAAAGAGAGGAAGGAGAAGAAGAGGGAGGCCACAAUAACAACAACCAUAAUAAUUGAAGGGGGAAGAGAGAGAGAGAGAGAGAGAGAGAGAGAGAUUUCAUACAGUGUUCAAUUCAUGAAUAGGGUAUAGAAGGUGGUUUCAGGAGGAGGAAUAGGUGUGUUUGAAGGUGAACAAGAAGAGGGGAAACAAUUUUGCUGUUGUUUUUUAUUUUUAUUUUUUGGGUUUUUGGGGAAUUAUUUUUGGAUUAUAAUGGGUAGGGGAAGAGUGGAGCUGAAGAGGAUAGAGAACAAGAUAAACAGGCAAGUGACCUUCGCCAAGAGGAGGAAUGGGCUGCUCAAGAAGGCCUACGAGCUCUCCGUCCUCUGCGAUGCUGAGGUCGCUCUCAUCGUCUUCUCCAACCGUGGCAAGCUCUAUGAGUUCUGUAGCAACCCUAGCAUGCUCAAAACGCUUGACCGUUACCAAAAGUGCAGCUAUGGAUCGGUUGAAGUCAACAAACCCUCCAAAGAACUAGAGAACGCCUACCGGGAGUACUUGAAGCUGAAAGGGAGAUUCGAGGGCCUACAGCGGACUCAGAGAAACCUUAUGGGGGAGGACUUGGGGCCCUUGAACUCGAAGGAGCUCGAGCAGCUCGAGCGUCAACUCGAGGGAUCAUUGAAGCACAUUAGGUCGACUAAGACUCAGUGUAUGCUCGAUCAGCUUUGCGAUCUCCAGAACAAGGAACAAUCCUUGAUGGAAGCAAACAGAGCGUUGACCCUCAAGCUGGAUGAAGUUUGUGCGAGAAAUAAUCUUCGACCGCCGUGGGAGGGUGGCGAUCCAAGCAUGACCUAUGGUCAACCCCACCCACACCCUCAGGAAUUUUUCCAGCCUCUUGAAUGCAACCCCAUCCUACAAAUCGGGUAUGAUGCCGGGGGAUCUGAUCAAAUGAACGCCAGUGCAGCCACUCCAAAUGCUCCUCAACAAGCCAAUGGGUUCCUUCCUGGUUGGAUGCUCUAAGCCUCCUACGAUGACAAUAACUCCCCUUGUUCUUAUAUAUAUCCAUAAUAACAAGCUGAUUAGCCUCUAGCAAUGUAACUAGGCAAGUUCAACAUAAAGCAGCUAAAGAACUUGUUUAACUUCAGACACCAGGUGGUGUGCUGUGGACCUUAAAUCCCCAAUGUCUUGUAUUCUGAUUCCGAAUUAUAGCGUAGCGGGUCUUAAAUCCCCAAGAACUAUGAUGCAAUGGUUUCAAAUGAAUAAGCCAGAGAUUCUAUGUCUUUGCUAUGCC